GCUUUCAUUGAUUGAACUACUAGUUGACGAGCGCCUGAUUUUCCUAAGAUUAUGAUGCCUCACAAAUUUACAGUAGAAUUUGUAAAAGCUGGAAUUCCCGAUUAUCACGCGAGCUUCUGGUCAGGCGAGUUUCUUAAAAUAACGGCUCGCAACACAACCAAAGACCUUGACAUUAAACGGAACUUACACUGACGAUCGAGGUAGUUUCCAGACAGAGACUCAACUGACCACUACCGACGCAGACUGCUGUCGUUAUUGCAUUUGCCAAAAGUUACAGUCCUGUACAGAGCUACUGGAAAGACGAUAGAGUAUAGAGAUAGUUAACUUUUACCUCGUUAGCACCAAGUGAAGCAAUUGUGUGGACAAGUCUUAUUCACCGUAAGAAAACUGCUGAAGACAUUUCCAGUUGAGCGCAGUCACAUGCACACGCGACUUGCAGAUUUUAGCCUCGUCAGCAGCAUCAUUAUCAUAACAAAGAGUCUGGUCAGAUGAAAGUGGGAGCAGGCUCUGAACAGGUCACAUUCUAAAAUGGGAAACAUAAUUCCAAACUUCUUCGGUUCCUGGGAACCGUACCAAAAUGUUGAAUGCCAGAAUGCUUGGGCUGGCUGCGAUGCUUCAGAAGCAGGGGCACCUAUUACUGGAGGAAAGCUUGUUAAUGGCAAACUCACGCGACGGAGAGGUGAUCACGAAGUCGAUGAACGAUGUGUGGAGGUCGGCGGCCCGCUGAGCUCUAUGUCCAGCUGCACCAAACACCCGGGUCACACCGACUUCAUCCCGGUCCCAGAGUUUGGCCUGAGGCAUCUGCCGCGACCCUACAGGAACAAGCUGGUGCUGGACUUCUUGAAGGCGUGCGCUAAUCUGGUCGUGCGCCUCCAUCUUGGCUUCAUCAGCGACGGCCGGCCGGAGAAGUGGCCUGGCACGGAGGACAGGUAUCCGUUUGCCGUCCACCGAGGGACUGACUUGGUGAGUAAUGUGGGCAGUGGGUGGGUGAGCCGCGUGCGACCUUGCUGGGAGGAGCACGGUUUGUGUCGCUGUGCGACGUGCCGUGAGAUGGAAGAUGAGGGGAAGGAGAGGAGAUGGUGGGAGGUGUUGAUUGUCACGGCUCGCCAUGUUGUCUUUGACUCGGUCGAAGCGAAGAUGUGUGAGGUCACGCUGUUUGAUGAUCACAAGGACGGGAGCGGGUCAGUUGUCCUGAUGGCGUAUGAGAUGGGGCUGGGUCACACUGAAGAGGAUUUCUGCUUCGUGAUGUGCGCGACCCAUGACCCGAAGGUCGCUGAGAGGCUUCAGGAAAUGAUGGACGAGAGGGAGACAUUGAGCGAUAUGAUUGUACAGCAGUACCAACACGUGGACGACAUCCCCACCAACACGGUGGUCAUCUCGCACCCUCACGGACGGAUGAAGUACGUCUCUGUGGGUGAGUUUAAAGGUUUGGAGAAAAUGGGAGACAAAUGGAUCUACAGUUUCAGGCACACCGCGGCCACAUGCCCGGGCAGUAGUGGGGGCGUCGUUCUCCCUCUCAUUGGCUGGUGGAGAGGCUUAUUUAGAGCAGCACCGCACAAUUUUGCACUGACCAGCUCAGAAAAUCUGAGCGGCAGAUGGGGCUUUUUUUUCUAAUUCUAUACAGUAGUCUCCACCUAAACACACGGUGCUCGGGAGGGCUCCUGAGCAUGUAUUUAUACAGAGCGUGCGUUUACAUGAACCUGAGCAAAGGGAGGAAGGGACGUAGUCACCUCAUUGCCAUAAUAUACUAGUUACCUCCCUUUGAGGGUGGGGUCACUUUGGCCGAUAAUGUGACGACAGGUGACUGUUUUGUGAAGGAUUCCGUUAAGAACACAAAGGCGUUGAA
Molecule: messenger RNA, 1846 nt
Organism: Aplysia californica (California sea hare)
Lineage: Eukaryota; Metazoa; Mollusca; Gastropoda; Aplysiida; Aplysiidae
Exons: 5
Coding region: 529-1614 (361 amino acids)
Source: RefSeq, a predicted model, not a curated record